AUGGGGAGCGACCAGGCCGAAAGGAGGGAAGCAGAGAAAGGUCAAGCUGAAAGGUGGUACGCUGUGGGGAGUCGAGCUAAACGACGGAAGAUAGUAGUUAAAGCUGCAGAAGGAAGAAUUCCAGUUUUUCUGGAUGGUGGAGUUCGCCGAGGAACAGAUGUUUUUAAAGCACUAGCUCUUGGAGCAGCUGGUGUGUUUAUUGGUAGACCUGUGUUGUUUUCAUUGGCUGCUGAUGGAGAGGCUGGUGUGAGAAAAGUACUUCAAAUGCUUCGUGAUGAGUUUGAACUAACUAUGGCACUAACCGGUUGCCGUUCACUCAAGGAGAUAAGUCGUGACCAUGUUAUCACAGAGUGGGAUCGCCCAAGAAUUUCUCCCAAGUUAUGAGGUGGCUGGACUCAACCUUGGUCUUCUAUGUUCUAAAGUAGGAAUUUUAGAAUAUCCUUUGAUCUCAUUUCAUGCUUCAAUGGAAAACCUGUGUUUCAUCCAUUAGAAAUUUGCUGCUUUAUUCACUGUACAUAACAUGUUUCUACCUGGACUCAUUUCAUUGCACUUGGUGCUUGUAUUAGGAAAACUGCAGAAACAUGAUCGCCAAUAAAAUGUACUUUUUUCUUGGCAAAA
This is a messenger RNA of Vigna umbellata (rice bean), 618 nucleotides long. NCBI's taxonomy places the organism in Eukaryota, Viridiplantae, Streptophyta, Magnoliopsida, Fabales, Fabaceae. The record is from RefSeq and is a predicted model, not a curated record.